This is a messenger RNA of Sceloporus undulatus (fence lizard), 1912 nucleotides long. It is a transcript of the gene HARS1, whose product is annotated as histidyl-tRNA synthetase 1. Gene Ontology annotation, molecular function: histidine-tRNA ligase activity; ATP binding; identical protein binding. Gene Ontology annotation, biological process: histidyl-tRNA aminoacylation; mitochondrial translation. The transcript is spliced from 13 exons. Gene Ontology annotation, cellular component: cytoplasm; mitochondrion. The record is from RefSeq and is a predicted model, not a curated record. Lineage: Eukaryota; Metazoa; Chordata; Lepidosauria; Squamata; Phrynosomatidae. The coding region runs from base 39 to 1550 and encodes 503 amino acids.
UGUCUCCCUGUCUGUCUCGUCCCUUCAUUUUCGCAGCCAUGGCUGAGGAAGAGCCUCUCAGGAGACAAGCGAGCUGUGCGGCGCCUGAAGAGGAGAAGGCCAGCCCUGAGGAGAUUGCGGAGCAAGUGGCAAAGCUAUUGGAGAUGAAGGCUGACAUAUGCCCCGAGGAAGGGAAGCAUAAGUUUGUCCUCAAGACACCAAAGGGAACAAGGGACUAUAGUCCCAAGCAGAUGGCCAUCCGAGAGAAGGUCUUCAGCAUCAUAAUCAAUUGCUUCAAACGCCAUGGAGCUGAGACAAUAGAUACACCAGUGUUUGAACUAAAGGAAACGUUGACAGGGAAGUAUGGAGAAGACUCCAAGCUCAUCUAUGAUUUGAAAGAUCAGGGAGGAGAGCUCUUGUCUCUUCGAUAUGAUUUGACUGUUCCAUUUGCACGUUAUUUGGCUAUGAACAAAAUCACCAAUAUAAAACGUUACCAUAUUGCUAAAGUCUACCGACGGGACAAUCCAGCCAUGACAAGGGGCCGCUACAGAGAGUUUUAUCAGUGUGAUUUUGACAUCGCUGGCCAGUAUGAUGCCAUGAUUCCUGAUGCAGAAUGUUUAAAGAUUGUGCAUGAGAUUCUGAGUGCCUUACAAAUAGGAGACUUUCGCAUUAAGGUCAAUGACCGGCGUAUCCUUGAUGGGAUGUUUGCAGUUUGUGGUGUUCCAGAUAGCAAAUUCCGGACCAUUUGCUCCAGUGUAGACAAACUAGACAAGAUGAGCUGGGAGGAUGUGAAAAGUGAGAUGGUUGGAGAGAAAGGACUCUCACCAGAAAUUGCAGAUAAUAUUGGCGAAUAUGUAAAGUUUCAUGGUGGCCUGAAUCAGAUUGAACAGUUGCUUCAGGAUCCAAAGUUGUCACAGAACAAACUGGCCAUGGAAGGACUUGGGGAGAUGAAGCUGCUUUUUGAAUACUUGGCCCUUUUUGGCAUUUCAGAUCAAGUCUCUUUUGAUCUGAGCCUGGCUCGUGGCCUGGAUUACUAUACUGGAGUAAUUUAUGAGGCUGUCCUUCUGCAGCAGCAAAAUGACCAUAUAGAAGAGUCUGUUGGUGUGGGCAGUGUAGCUGGAGGUGGCCGUUAUGAUGGACUAGUAGGAAUGUUUGACCCCAAGGGGCGGAAGGUGCCCUGUGUGGGAGUCAGCAUUGGCAUUGAACGAAUCUUCUCCAUCAUGGAACAAAAGAUGGAGGCUUCAGAAGAGAAGAUCCGGACAACAGAAACCCAGGUGCUUGUGGCAUCUGCUCAGAAGAAACUUCUUGAGGAGAGGCUGAAGCUUGUGUCUGAACUGUGGGAUUCAGGAAUCAAGGCAGAGAUGCUGUAUAAGAAAAAUCCGAAGUUACUGAAUCAGUUGCAAUACUGUGAGGAAACAGGAAUUCCUCUUGUUGCCAUUCUGGGAGAGCAAGAAUUAAAGGAUGGAGUAGUCAAACUGAGAGAUGUAGCUACAAGAGAAGAGGUGGAUAUUUCCAGAGGAAAGCUGGUUGAAGAAAUUAAAAGAAGAACAUCUCAUCCACAGAGUGUGUGACAGAAUUCCCUUCUUAAUAUUUGCUAUAUCCUUCACAACAAUGACAAAGCACCCUCCAGUAGGAAGGGUUUUCCUCUAUUUAUUUUAUUGUGAGGCUCCUUUUCAUCAGGCUUGAGCAGUGAUGGGCUGUAAUUUUAAAAAGAAAUAGGUCACUCCUGCAAAAUAACUUUUCUGUCAGGUUUCUAGAAGAUACCAUCUGCUAUAUGAACACUCGGUAACUCUGUAGUGAUGGUUUACAGUGGCAAAGUCGAGGCUGAUUGUUUCAGCAUUCCAGUCUAAGAAUUUCCUUUGUUUUGCCAUAAAACAUUACAAUUUUGGAAAAUAUUAUUGGCCGCGUCUAAUAAAAUAUAUUCCUACCCCCC